This is a messenger RNA of Soboliphyme baturini, 822 nucleotides long. The record is from the annotation of a GenBank genome assembly. NCBI's taxonomy places the organism in Eukaryota, Metazoa, Nematoda, Enoplea, Dioctophymatida, Soboliphymatidae.
AUGUCUGUGUGCGCGACAAUGGUUGGUGCCUUGAUCCUUUUGGCAAGCAUCGUAGUUCGCGUCUCGACCGUCACCCUUCCACCGCCGUAUACGGAACAAUGCCUGGCAGGCGAAAGACUCAAUCCAGUGGAACCGGUGCCAACCUACGUCAUCAAUCUGAAUGAAAAACCGGCAAAGCGGUGGGCCAGGUUGGCUUCCGAUUAUUCUCAAAAAAUCAUCGACAUGCUUGUGGUCAAAAACAUCACUUACCCCCUGUUUCAUGGAAAGGUGAUAAAGUUCGUCGACUCUGAAAUGAGUAAAAUGAACUACUACCUGCCGCAACCGUACCAGGACGAAAUCCAAGGCAUCGCGACUGUCCUGAAAAUCCCCGUUGGUCAAAUCGUUAUAAACUUGGACUUUGGCCUGCUCCUUGGCUGGAGUCCCGAACAACACGACUGGCUUUUGACAAAUACGCUGAGACCUUUGGUAGUAAACAUCGACUGGCAAGUGAAUGGUCGCGUUAUUUUUAAGUCGACGAAUUUCGCCGGGUUCAUUGGUGUUUUGAACGGUGUGAAACCGAAAGCUUUCAGUUUAUCGGCCAACGAGCGUUUCGACUGGAACGGCGGCUACCUCGGCGUAAUGGAGUGGCUGAUGCGCUUAGAGGACAAUAAGUGGAUGUUCUGGAUCACCAGGGAAAUCAUGGAAAAGGCGGGCAGCUACCAAGAGGCGGUGACGGUAUUGAAGAAGGUCAGACUAAUGGCUCCGAUAUACUUCAUCGUUGGAGGAGCUGCAUCAGGUAACAAAAUUUGUAUUAAACGUGCUGGUGUUGCCCAACGUAUCUAA